UGGGCAGGGGCUCCGCAUCCCUAGGACCCCGCACAUGGAUGCGCACGUCGCUUUCUCGGGCUUCCCGGCCCUGCCGUCGGUCUCGCCGUCCGGGCCGCAGCCGCCGCCGCUGGCGGGAGCCGAGCCGGGACACGAACCGGAGGAGGUAGUGGGCGGUGGGGACGCCGAGCCCACGGCCGCGCCCGGCCCGGGGAGGCGACGCCGGCGGCCGCUACAGCGUGGGAAGCCUCCCUACUCGUACAUCGCGCUCAUCGCCAUGGCCCUGGCGCACGCUCCCGGCCGUCGUCUCACGCUGGCAGCCAUCUACCGCUUCAUUACCGAGCGCUUCGCCUUCUACCGCGACAGCCCGCGCAAGUGGCAAAACAGCAUCCGCCACAACCUCACCCUCAACGACUGCUUCGUCAAGGUGCCGCGCGAGCCGGGCAAUCCGGGCAAGGGCAACUACUGGACGCUGGAUCCCGCGGCCGCCGACAUGUUCGACAACGGCAGUUUCCUGCGGCGCCGCAAGCGCUUCAAGCGCGCCGAGCUGCCCGCGCCGCCGCCGCCGCCCUUCCCCUACGCGCCCUUCCCGUCUGCGCCCGCACCCGCACCCGCGCCCGCACCGCCCGCGCGCCUCUUCCGCUUGGACAGCCUACUGGGCUUGCAGCCCGAGCAGCCGGGACCCGUGGCGCCCGAGCCGCCCUGCUGCGCCGCGCCCGACGCCUCCUUCCCGCCCUGCGCCGCCGCAGCCUCCCCGCCGCUUUACUCGCCGGCGCCCGAGCGCCUGGGGCUGCCCGCGCCGCUGCCCGCCGAGCCUCUCCUGGCCUUGGCGGGAUCGGCUGGUGCGCUCGGGCCCCUCGGCACCGGGGAAGCCUACCUGAGACAGCCGGGCUUUGCGCCGGGGCUGGAGCGCUACCUGUGAGCCGCUCUUCGCUGCAGGAGCGCCUGACGGUCGGCGCUGGAUCAGUGCGAGCUUGUCCGCGGUGCCCGCCCGCCCGCAGCGUGGUGCAAUCCGCUGGGUCCCUGAUCCUUGCAUGGGGCUAAACCUUCCCUGCCCUCCUCCAUCCCUGGGGAGACUCUGACCAUCUUAACACCAGACUGAAGCGCCCUCUCCAAUUUGAGGCCUUCAUUCCUCCCUGUACUUGUGCGCCCCACCUCACACUGUCCGGUGCGCUGGAACUGGACGAUCAAAGUGGGGACUCCAGCCCCAAAUGUCCUGGUGAGUUCCAGUCUGUGGAAGCUUCGUCCCAAGGCACCUCCUCCAUCUCUGAUGUUUUGCCAACACGUCAGAGGUCGGACUCCUGGGUUCAUUACUUCUACCCCAUCUUCCUCCAUUUACCGAUAAGUUUGACAAAUUUGUCCCCUGCCCCAGCUUUACUUGUCCUCGCUUGUUUUCUUACCGAGCCCCGCCCCUACACAGAUUCACUUGACGCUCUGCUCUAGGUCCUGAGGACAGGUCUUCAGACCUUUCUAGGUUACAUAGCACCAGGAUCUCCUGACUGAGUCGGGGAUUAAUGGGCAUCUGUGGCUGUCCCACCCCAUGGAAAGCACAGAACUUACCUGGUUACUGUUAUUUUUCAAUCAAAGUUAGUUUAAUUAAAAAAAAAA
This is a messenger RNA of Arvicanthis niloticus (Nile rat), 1587 nucleotides long. RefSeq names its product forkhead box E3 (gene Foxe3). The record is from RefSeq and is a predicted model, not a curated record. Gene Ontology annotation, biological process: cell differentiation; regulation of transcription by RNA polymerase II; anatomical structure morphogenesis. Lineage: Eukaryota; Metazoa; Chordata; Mammalia; Rodentia; Muridae. Gene Ontology annotation, molecular function: DNA-binding transcription factor activity, RNA polymerase II-specific; RNA polymerase II cis-regulatory region sequence-specific DNA binding.